AUGCCUGUUGAGACGGAUUUAAAGGAUGCAUACCAGCUGCUGUACGAUAAGCAUGAACCCCUGAAGGCUCUACAGAGGUACGACGGUAUUCUAAAGCAGUACCCUGAGAAUCUGGUGGCAACUAUAUAUAAGGCAGCUGCGCUUGAGAAACUCUAUUUUGGAUCUUCUGAUUGGCACAAUGGGCAGACUUUGGAAAAUUCAAGAGAUCUUUUGGGGAAUGCCCUGAUCUUGGCUCAGAAAAGGGGAGACAGGUCCAAGAUUGCAUUGGUAUAUUUUCGUCAUUUCAUUCACAAUUUCAAUUCUAAAAAAUAUGCAGAAGCACAAACAUAUAUGGCUAAAUGUAAGGAAUAUGGAUAUCAGGAUGAUACUCUCCCUAUGUGGGAGUAUCAAUUACAAAGGAAAUUGGAUAAAUUAGCUCAGAAGGGUGUUAAAGUUGAACCCGCCAAGACGAUUACUACUCCUGUAGAAGAGCCUAAGGAUUCAAAACAGACUACUGAAAAAGAGAACACUUCGACAUCCUUUGCCACAGCAUCGACCCCCAAAUUUAGAACUGAUUGGUACCAAACUUCCAACACGGUGGUUCUUUCUAUAUUCACCGCUAAUCUCCCAAAAAAUAAGGAAUGCGUAACACUCCAAGUGUCCAAGAAAAAUAAAAGGGAUUUGGAAAUGACUUAUCCUAUCCCUGAUGCUUCAUCUGAAUUUCAGUACAAUUUGAGCUUGUCUCACGAAGUAGAUCCAGAAAACAUUCAAUUAAACAUAUUUACCAAAAAAAUGGAAAUCACUCUGGCGAAGUUAACUAAAGUCAACUGGAGAACUCUGGAAUAUACUAAUGAAUCUGAAAACGUUUCCACUUUCCAGCAACCAAAGAUUGGAAGUAAAGGCACUAGUCCGAGUGGGUCUUUGGGUUACCCAACGUCUUCUAAGAAAAGUAUCGAUUGGUCUAAAGUGGAUCUAAGUGAUGAUGAAGAUGAGAAUUCAGGUACCCCUGAUGCAUUCUUCCAAAAGUUAUACGCGGAUGCGGAUCCUGACACUAAACGUGCCAUGAUGAAAUCUUACAUGGAGAGUAACGGUACCGCUCUCAAUACGAAUUGGGAAGACGUUUCCCAGGCACCAGUAGAAACUUCACCUCCAGAAGGUAUGGAACUAAAACACUGGUAA
Molecule: messenger RNA, 1158 nt
Organism: Zygosaccharomyces rouxii
Lineage: Eukaryota; Fungi; Ascomycota; Saccharomycetes; Saccharomycetales; Saccharomycetaceae
Gene: SGT1
Product: co-chaperone SGT1
Exons: 1
Coding region: 1-1158 (385 amino acids)
Biological process (GO): protein stabilization
Molecular function (GO): protein-folding chaperone binding
Source: RefSeq, a predicted model, not a curated record